CUUAACUCCAACUACGAGUCUUUUCGGUCUUUAUCUUCGAAAGAAGCAAACCGUAAUGCUCCCCCAGUCCAUGGAAACAUGGCGGGAGACAUGAGUCCCAAUGACUGGGAUUGUUCGAUAUAUGGUCAAGGUACUAUCAGGUAACGUUCUGAUUGCAUGAACCGGUGUUCGUUCUCUUUCGUUGCUCCUUUGCGCCUGUCCCAUCUUUCGUUUUCCGCUCCUUUUGAGCCACGAAAUGGGCAGUCCAGCGUGUAGGGGGUUCACAACCCAAGAGUUCGUUCUGAGAUUAUACGGUCAUAAACUUGAUCUGGACAAUACCAGCGAAAGGAUCAUGCGCCCGCCCCUCUCUAUUCCCCUCUUGACACUCACUGACAUAUUGAAGUGUAACAACUUCGAUCAACGAACAAAAUGUCUCCCCCUUCUGCCAUGUUUGCUGAGCCCGCGCCCGUGAGCGCUCCUCUGCCCACCAAGGCCCCUCUCAAGGACCAGGUGAAGGUUGCUGGCAACUACUCCAGCACCUCGACUUUGGCCGAGGUUACCAGCGACUGGGAGAAGUUCACCUUCAACCCUAUCCGCGAGAGCCAGGUCUCCCGGGCUAUGACCAGCCGGUACUUCAAGGACCUCGACAACUAUGCCGAGAGUGACGUCGUCGUCAUUGGCGCUGGCUCGUGUGGUCUUAGCGCUACCUACAUGCUCGCCAAGGCUCGUCCUGACUUGAAGAUUGCCAUCAUCGAGGCUAACGUCUCUCCUGGUGGUGGUGCUUGGCUCGGUGGCCAGCUCUUCAGCGCCAUGGUCAUGCGCAAGCCUGCUGAUGCCUUUCUGCGUGAGAUUGGCGUCCCGUACGAGGACGAGGGCAACUUUGUCGUUGUCAAGCACGCCGCUCUCUUCACCUCUACUCUUCUGUCCAAGGUGCUUCAGUUCCCCAACGUCAAGCUCUUCAACGCUACUUCCGUUGAGGACCUGAUCACCCGCAAGGAUGCCCAGGGUAACAUCCGCAUUGCCGGUGUUGUUACCAACUGGACUCUGGUCACCAUGCACCACGACGACCAGUCUUGCAUGGACCCUAACACCAUCAACGCUCCUAUCAUCAUCUCUACCACUGGCCACGACGGUCCUUUUGGUGCUUUCUCCGUCAAGCGUCUCGUCAGCAUGCAGCAGCUCGAGAAGCUCGGUGGAAUGCGCGGCCUCGACAUGAACGUCGCUGAGGACGCCAUCACCAAGGGCACCCGUGAGAUUGUUCCCGGCAUGGUUGUCGGUGGUAUGGAGCUGUCCGAAGUCGACGGUGCUAACCGCAUGGGACCUACGUUUGCUGCGAUGGCCCUUUCAGGUUGCAAGGCCGCUGAGGAGGUUCUCCGUGUCUUCGACGAGCGCAAGGCUCAGAACGACGAGUAAAUUUUGCCAAUUGGAAGGUUGAUUUCUGUCCCGCCAAGUUAGCGAGCGGAAUAUGAGUCGAUGAGAUGUUAUGAUUUAAAUUUCUGAGAUUAGAUAAGAAAGGACUAUAAUUUCCUCUGGAAACCCCGGGGAAAUAGUCUUCUAUACCUACCUUACCUUCCUUUAUAUACCGUCCGUCGUUUAUAUUGACUGGAUUAGCAAUAUACUCGCGUUUUUCAUACUUGAC
Molecule: messenger RNA, 1618 nt
Organism: Xylona heveae TC161
Lineage: Eukaryota; Fungi; Ascomycota; Xylonomycetes; Xylonales; Xylonaceae
Product: thiazole biosynthetic enzyme
Exons: 3
Coding region: 409-1392 (327 amino acids)
Biological process (GO): thiamine biosynthetic process
Source: RefSeq, a predicted model, not a curated record